Molecule: messenger RNA, 786 nt
Organism: Suillus clintonianus
Lineage: Eukaryota; Fungi; Basidiomycota; Agaricomycetes; Boletales; Suillaceae
Exons: 8
Coding region: 1-786 (261 amino acids)
Source: RefSeq, a predicted model, not a curated record
AUGUCCCUCGCCUGCAUUUCCGUCAGACCUUUGGUGAUCAGCCAUGUAUCCCAUUCAGAGAAGAGAAGAACAUUGCCUCCUAUGAGUGGUAAUCAUCCGAAGCUGGGCACACUCAGGCGAUGUACAUCAUUGGAAUGGGUCUAUGACACUGAUGCACCAUCUGAUGGCUCGAUCGACGAAGGCCGUUUGGUGAUUCGAGUUGGGGAUGAUGUCUCCAUAUUUCCACUUGAUGAACGUGCAGUACCGUCGAAUGACGGAAGCCUCCCUACGAUGUCAUAUUGGACGUGUGGCUUGACAUACAGUGGUACUACAGGCGGGUUGACUUGGAGGAUCAAGAUGUGGACCUUGCAGCUUGCAGUAGGUGACUAUGAACUUGUGUUGAGCGAUCACAAGUCUGUCGUGGAUAUGCAUUGCGUCGAAGAUAUUGUUCGGUAUGAUGAGGGCGAUCUAUCCCAACCUCAAAUACCGACUGCGACCCUAUACCACCGGUGGAAUAUAUCCAUGAAAUUCACAACGCACAGGAAUGUCCUGCAGCUGCAGGAAGUCAAUAUCGAGAAUUCACAGGUAUCCACGAACUGCAGUUGCAACUCAUGCGAUAUCGCAUUCUCGUCCCCAAUCACCUGCAACGAUACUGCAGGUCUUGUUGCAGGUGGUUCAAUGAGGCUUGCGAUGAAGCUCGGUAAACUUCCUGAUGGAUGGAUGGACGACCUUCAGCCGACAGUGGACACAUCUGCUAACGAGAUUAUUCGACGAUACUCCUGCCCCACAGUGCAAAGGGGAUGGUAA